CUCUGUUCGCUUUUAUUCAUUUCUGUGUAUGGGCAAGGAGGGCUAACAUGGACUCUUUGGGUCUUUUUAUCCUUUUAAUGCUUCUGUGUUUUCAGUGGACAACUGCCCCCGCUGCUGAUGAAGUUACCUGGACCUACACUGGUUUGGUGGGUCAGUCUGAGUGGCCGGACUAUUUCCCUGAAUGUGGCGGCACCUCUCAAUCCCCCGUUGAUGUGGUAACCACAAAGACUAAAUAUGACCCCAGUUUGAUCGCUCUGACCCCACUGGGCUACAGCCAGCACGGCAACAAGCCCUUCACUCUGUACAACAACGGACACACGGCGGUGAUUGAGCUGCCAGACUGGAUGGGACUAGGGGGGCUGCCGUGGCUCUUUACAGCUGUGCAAAUGCACCUCCACUGGGGCAGCGGCGGCCCGAGUCACGGGGGCGCUGAACACACCAUCAACGGACUGAGUGCAGAUGCAGAGCUACAUGUGGUGCACUACAACUCUGAGCUCUACCCCAACUUGUCCGCAGCAAUGACGCAGAGUGACGGCUUGGCUGUUUUAGGAAUUCUCAUUGUGACAGGUGAGGCGACCAACCCGGCAUUUAACAACAUCCUCAACUACCUGAGCCGCAUCAGACAUGCUGAUCAGAAGGUUUCCAUCCCAGCCUUUGACGUCCAGUCGCUGCUCCCGAAGGAUCUGGGACGUUACUAUCGCUACAAUGGCUCUCUGACAACACCGCCCUGCUACCAGAGUGUGAUGUGGACACUGUUCAAUGAGAGGGUUCAGAUCUCAAAGGCACAGCUGCUGAGGCUGGAGACGAUACUUUACUCCAGUAAAGCUGAAGAUCCAAUCAGGACGCUGCUGCAGGACAACUACCGUGCAACACAUCCACUCAACCACAGGGUCGUCUUCGCCUCCUUUAGUGCAGAAUCAGGGAAGGAGCUCUCUUCUGGUGAAGUCACAGCUAUAGUAAUAGGAGUGAUGUGUGGCUGCGUAGGUCUGGCAGUAAUUAUUCGCUUCAUCGUGAAGACGAUACGAUUUUUUACACUCCUCCACCAUGAAUCAGUCGUGGUAAACAGCUCUACCUCUAGCUGGGACGUCCUACCCAGUAACCGGCCUGCUCCCAUGUCAAGGAUGAAGGAGCCAGAGAAAGCAAAAGAGAAAAAGCAGGACAUGGCUCUGAACUCGACCUCUGAGGCAGAAAAGAAAGAAGAACCGUCACCGUCUCCUCAGACUGAACCCUGACAGUCCAGACACUGUUUCCACUGAUCCACGUCUCAUCGGAAGACAAACAUUUUUCACUCAUCGGUUACUAAAGGCAAAAGGAGAAAACUUUUACACAGUAAACUGGACAAAUCACCUGCUGCCCUGAUCACUUCAACUAUUUUCCUUUCCACCCAAACUCAGUUGGCAGUCUUGGUGUCAGACAUUUCUUUCAGUUUGCACGGGAAGCUCUUGGUCUAAAUACAUCAGUUUGCUGCCUCUGAUUUGUAUGUUUGCUCUUGCAAUGGCUGGUACGCAUGAUUGAUCCAUGUAAAUACUGUAUACAUAUAUAUUCUUGUUGUUUUUUUUUGUUUCACGUUUGGCCGUUACUUCAUCUUCCUGCCUUGACACACGCCCCACUGUAUGACAUGUAAUGUAAUAAUAGACUUGAAUUGAAAUGAAAUAUUUACCUGUGAAUUCAUACGCAAUGUAAUAUUUUUUUUGUUUCCCAUCGGACUUGAGCAUUGAAACACAGGAGGUCCUAUCAAAUAAAAAUCUAUGAUGGAGGUUUUAAGGGAUUUAAAGUGCCACAUAUAGGCUGCAGCUGUCCAAACCAUACGCAAUUUAGUGCAUUAUAUUGUAAAUAGAUGAGUUAUUAUAUUUAUGUACGUCUUCAUUCUGUUGGAAAAAGUGAUUUCAGUGCCAUAUAUCAACUCUAUCUGACUGAUUUUUUUUCUGUAAACAACUCGUCAACAUGGGCACCUCAUUAAAAUACUUGAAUGGCAACAA
Molecule: messenger RNA, 1979 nt
Organism: Centropristis striata (black sea bass)
Lineage: Eukaryota; Metazoa; Chordata; Actinopteri; Perciformes; Serranidae
Gene: ca14
Product: carbonic anhydrase XIV
Exons: 13
Coding region: 48-1232 (394 amino acids)
Cellular component (GO): plasma membrane
Molecular function (GO): carbonate dehydratase activity; zinc ion binding
Source: RefSeq, a predicted model, not a curated record